CAAGAAAGUAUAACAACAAAGAUACGGGAGAAAUAAUUAUUGAUUUCCAUCUAGAAUCAUAGUGCAAUUAGUAUUAAUAAGCAAUAAUAGUUGACUGAAAAAGUGUAGCAAACGGGUUCAAGAUCAGACCGGCGAUAUACUUAUUCCUCCGUGGUUGAAUUCGGACGAUUAUUAAAACGCGGGCAUUUGGUGUAGUCCAACAUCGCCACCGAAUCUGUAAUUUAAAGGUAGGGUAGUUGAACCAUAGUUUGUCAUAGGAGAAUUGAUUGAGCUAGUGGGCAAAAGGAAACCACUUCUUUUUAAGCGUUGUCAAAAAUUAAUUGGCUGCUUUAAAAAUUGUGGUUCCCUUCGGGAACAUUCUUAAAAAGAAGUGACACAAACCAAGUGUCCAAUUAAGAAAUCGGACCUGUCCACAAAAUGGCUUCGGAUUCAGUGAAUGUUGAGCAAACAAGCCUGGAUUAUACAGAAACAGCGUGCAGCAUCUGUGGUCCGUCAACACAGGAUGAAGAAAUGGUAAGGUGUGACGGUUGUUCGGGAUGGUUCCAUUCUCGUUGCCUGGGUAUCGUUGAGGGUAAUUUGCCGAAAAGGUGGUUUUGUUUAAGCGAAGCCUGCCAGGAGAUGGCCAAGGAGUCCCAAAAGAAGAAGACCGUUAAGAAGCAUCAGACCCGUAGUCAAAAGGAAGCUGAUGACUCUGACAAAUCCAGCACGAAUGCCCACCUGGUCGCUUCUAGUGUGGAAGCAAAGGUGCGUGCACUUGAGGAGCGACAAAAGCGGCAGAUGGAGAAGCUGGAGGUUGAAAUGCAGCUGCGGAAGAAGGAGAAGGAGAUGCAGCGUGCUCUAGAGCGGAAGAAGGUUGAAAUAGAGUUGCAAAUGCGUGCCGAAGAAGAAGAAGAGCAGAGGGCCUGGCAAGCCGAGAUGCUUCAGAAGAAGAAGGAGCAGAUGGAUCGAAUGAAGGCGAGCCAGAAGACUUUCGAGGAGCAAAUGUCAGCCAUGGACAAGAAGAUGGCGGAUCUUUCGACUUCCAAUGCGCCCAAGUUGUCGAAACUUAAAGCUGACGAUUCGCGAGCGGGAAAUUCCAGCAAAAUCCAACAAAAUGUGUGGAAGCUGACCCAGAAGCACGUCAAAAUGCUGGAAGGAGACGACGAAGACAACGAAGAGGAGGACGAGGAUGCUGAUAAGGAAGGAGAAACGGAAUCUUCGAGCCGGAGCUCCGAGAAGGGAGCCAAAUCGCACAAUUCGCGGAAGAUCAGGAAGCUGUUGGUGAAAGUAAGCCAAGACGGGCUGGGGCUGCAGCAGACUCGACCUACAAAGGCUCAGUUGGCCGCAAGGAAUGGUCUAACGUGCAAGCUUCCGAAGUUUUCGGGAAAACCAGCGCAGUGGCCAUUGUUUUACGCGGCCUAUAAAGCAUCAAAUGAUGACUGUGGCUACAUGAAUCACGAGAACCUGAUGAGGCUACAGGAAGCGCUCGAAGGUGCCCAACUUCAUGGUUACUUGGGUGACGCCCUUGAGCUGGUAUCUGGUCAACUACUACUGCCGGAGUCGAUCCCGAGGGUUAUCGAGAAGCUGCGUCGGCACUUCGGUCGCCCGGAGCAGCUACUUGAGAGUCUGCUGGACAAGGUCAACAGGUUGGACUCCCCUAAGCCGGACAACCUCCGGAGCUUUAUUCCUUUCGGGAAUACGGUGGAACAACUCUGCGGCCAUCUGGAGGCCGCCGAUCUGCGGCAACACCUUGUAAAUCCGCUGCUAAUAAAAUCAUUGGUCGCUAAGUUGCCGGAUCGAGAAAAACGAGAGUGGAUCCACUAUCGCAGGGGUCGUGGAGAAACGACGUUGCGAACACUUACUGACUUCCUGAUGGAGAUUGUGGACGACGCUUGCGAAGCGAAUGUUGACUUCGACUUCAACAAGUCGUAUUCGACGCAAUGUAGCAUAGAGGAUGAGAUGAAUGACUCAGAGGAAGAUGAUGCGUCAUGCCGCCACUGCAAAGUCAGCAGUUUCAGUAGAGUAUCUGAACAUGAAAGGAUGGCCUCGUGUAGACUUUGUCAAUCCACAAACCAUCAUAUAAGGCAAUGUGCAAGCUUUAAGAAGCUGCAGUAUGGCGAGCGUUUGAAAGUAACAACACGCGAAAAGCUGUGUCUUAUAUGCCUGAAUGAGCACGUUGGACAGUGUAAGUUCAGAAUUCACUGUAACGUAGGUGAUUGUAGAGAGCGCCACAAUCCGCUAAUGCAUCCAGUUGAGAAUGCGACAGGGUUGAGCGCACACAUGAACACAAAAUGUGAUGUCUUAUUCCGGAUCGUACCGGUAAAGAUACACUGUGGACAAAAAUCGGCUACGGUGCUAGCGUUCCUAGACGAAGGUGCUUCCGUCACUCUUAUCGAUAAAAAGCUAGCUGAUCAUCUAGGUGCCGUGGGAGAGCCAGAGCGGCUAACUAUUCAUUGGACAGGCGAUGUGUCUAGAGUGGAGGAAUCUCAAAGGAUUAGGCUAUGUGUAUCCAACACAAAUUCCGGAACCAACGCCAAGAUGUUACUGCAUACUGUCCACACGGUUGAAAAGUUGAAACUUCCUCACCAAAAACUGGACUAUAAGGAGCUUGCCGCACAGUAUAAACACUUGCGAGGGCUUCACAUUGAAUCCUACAAUGGACAACCGCAAUUAUUAAUCGGAGCUAACAAUAUUCAUACGUUUGUACCAACUGAUGCAAGGGCAGGUGAAUUAUUAGAACCUAUCGCUGUGCGUACCAAUCUUGGAUGGACGAUUUAUGGGCCUAAACAAUCAAUAAGGGCAACAGCUGGUCAUUACCUAGGGCAUCAUCAACUAGAAAACGAUAAAGUUAUGGUGAAGAAAGCUGCUGUAACGAUAAACUUUAACAAACCGCCGUUGUCAAAGAAGUCGGGGAAUAAAAAGAGUGAAACGAUCGAGGAUACAGGUAACAUUGAGGCAAGAGUUUCUAAAGUAGGAACAAUCGGUUGCGCAAACGAAGAUCCAGCGUUCAGAUCGAAUAUUUUCAACAAGAAGCGUAAGCUCCGCAGGAAGUGCAAUAUAGACGGAGUUGUCAACGGUAUCAAUCGUGGUUGCUGUCAAAGUACACGUGAAAUAAGCGGCACUGGAGUUACAGUAAAUCCGAGAAUGACGGAUGUUACGGGCUGGGGUGUUGCGAAGCCGCUUGUGAACCCCUGGUUGAGCAGCAGCGAUCAAUUUGACAGCUCAUGUACAACUGUGAUAGUAACGAAAGACGAGAGAAUGUGCGUUAGUUGUGGUAGGCACAUACAGAAGGUAAACAAGAAAGUAUAACAACAAAGAUAAGGGAGAAAUAAUUAUUGAUUUCCAUCUAGAAUCAUAGUGCAAUUAGUAUUAAUAAGCAAUAAUAGUUGACUGAAAAAGUGUAGCAAACGGGUUCAAGAUCAGACCGGCGAUAUACUUAUUCCUCCGUGGUUGAAUUCGGACGAUUAUUAAAACGCGGGCAUUUGGUGUAGUCCAACAUCGCCACCGAAUCUGUAAUUUAAAGGUAGGGUAGUUGAACCAUAGUUUGUCAUAGGAGAAUUGAUUGAGCUAGUGGG
Molecule: messenger RNA, 3554 nt
Organism: Armigeres subalbatus
Lineage: Eukaryota; Metazoa; Arthropoda; Insecta; Diptera; Culicidae
Exons: 7
Coding region: 418-3288 (956 amino acids)
Source: RefSeq, a predicted model, not a curated record